Messenger RNA from Melanotaenia boesemani (Boeseman's rainbowfish), 1554 nucleotides. It is a transcript of the gene mrps30, whose product is annotated as mitochondrial ribosomal protein S30. NCBI's taxonomy places the organism in Eukaryota, Metazoa, Chordata, Actinopteri, Atheriniformes, Melanotaeniidae. Gene Ontology annotation, molecular function: structural constituent of ribosome. The transcript is spliced from 5 exons. Gene Ontology annotation, cellular component: mitochondrion; ribosome; mitochondrial large ribosomal subunit. The record is from RefSeq and is a predicted model, not a curated record. Bases 32 to 1330 code for a protein of 432 amino acids. Gene Ontology annotation, biological process: translation.
AACGGAAGAGCACAAGAGCCACAGGAGAAACAUGGCGGCCCGCACAAGGCUGCCCUUGCUGCUCCGUAAAAACUUGCAUCCAUUCAGAAGUCAAAGGCUUGUCCACACCGAGGCUGUUGUUAAGGAGCCUGCUUAUCCCCCCAUAGUCGCCUCUCUCACGGCUAAAAGCAAGUCUGCGAGACUGCGACAAAUCGAGGAGCAAGUUAAAAAGAUAUGUGCCUCUCCCGUGGAAGAGAAGCUGUCACUCAUCACCCGCAUCCAGCGGAAGAAAUUUGUGGUAUAUCCACAGACUUUCGCAAGGAACGCAGACACAUGGUACCAGCACUUUACGAAGACCGCAUAUAUUCCUGGCCUGCCCGAGAAGUUCACUCUGGUCCAAGAGAAACCUGCAGAGUUGGAAGGCUCGCAGUCAUCCGUGGAUCAAGCAGUGACACUGGGAAUCGACGAUGAUGCGUUCGCGGACAUUCGCGCCUUGGUAACUCGCGUGAUUCUACACGAAAAUUGGCAUAUAAAGAAGACACGCAAACCUUUCUUGUUUAGACGCCAGGAUCAGUUGGUCGGACCUUUUCUGAAAAACCUGGUGGCUGAGCUCACUUACAGUUUGGCCAACUACAACCCACUACUACGCUUCUCCAGCCUGGACGUCAGUCCACAUGUGAACUUUUAUUGGAGGAGAGGACGAAGAAUCAUCCCAAAAGGGCACCGCAAAGGCCAUCUGGAGCCAUUCAGGUUCCAAAUUGAUGAUUGCCCACACAGCCAGAUCAGGAUAACGCAGCAGCUGCCACAGUUUACCACAUUGGAGGCGUCCUAUUCAGCUGAAGUACCAGAGGUCAAGUAUGCUCCAAACCUGAUGCCGUUGUUUAGAAGGCAGUACGACAACAGAAUCUUCACAGGUGCAAAGCUACCAGAUCCAGCCUGCUAUGGUCACACCCAGUUUCAUAUGGUGCCUGACCGAUACCACCGAGACCGCAUGGCUAUGCUGCAGCAGUCUGACCAGGUGGAGGUCUUCCUUAGAGCAAACGCGCUUGCCAGCCUUUUUGCCUGGACUGGGGCUCAGGCCAUGUAUCAGGGUUUCUGGAACCACGAGGAUGUGUCAAGACCCUUCGUCUCGCAGGCGGUGAUUACUGACGGCCACUUCUUCUCCUUCUUCUGCUACCAGCUCAACACAGUGGCUCUCUCCAUGGAAACAGAUGCCAACAACCCCAGGAAAAACCUCCUGUGGGGCACAGAGAGCCUGCGACUGUAUGAGAGUGUGCAGGAUGGAGAGGUGGUGGGUCUGAACGACAGCGUCAUCAAGCUGCUGGUUCAGUUCCUCAUGAAUCGGCCGUAGAUUUGAUGCUGCAGAGGAUGUGCAAGAAAUUGCCUUGAAUUUUUGUCUCCAGAGUUGUGAAAGGUGCAAGAUAUCAAGUGAAAGAGGCCGACAGAAGGGAGUUUUGUCAGAUUGUAUAAAGUGUAAUGUUUGUAAACGUUCAAAGUAAAAGAAUCUGGAUUAAGAUGUUUUAGCCUAAAACAGUACUGAAUAAAUACUGUACCCACAUCAUUUGUUACCUUGAA